This is a messenger RNA of Suillus paluster, 525 nucleotides long. RefSeq lists its product as uncharacterized. Bases 1 to 525 code for a protein of 174 amino acids. The record is from RefSeq and is a predicted model, not a curated record. Lineage: Eukaryota; Fungi; Basidiomycota; Agaricomycetes; Boletales; Suillaceae. The transcript has a single exon.
AUGAAGAAGUCCGAGCUUAAAACUCCAGGAUUUGAAAAGCUGAUGAACAUCUGCGAAAAGGCUAGGGAGUACAAUGUGGAAUUUGCAUGGUCAGACACCUGCUGCAUCGACAAGAGCAGCAGUGCCGAGCUCAACGAGUCGAUUCGCUCCAUGUUCCAGUGGUAUCGCAAGUCAGAGAUCUGCAUCGCCCAUCUGGCACAAAGCAAGACAAUGGACGACAUACCGCGCGACAAAUGGACGGAGAGAGGUUGGACCUUGCAAGAACUCCUUGCACCCAUCCAUAUCAAAUUCUUCAACCAGCACUGGAUACCCAUGACACAUAAUCAGAAUGACAAACAUCCCGACACGGAGCGCUCCGGGUGCAUCAUGUUGAGCACUCUGGAAAGCGCCACUGGAAUUCCUCGUCGUGACAUCUGCGACUUCGCUCCAGCUGCAUUUUGGGUGAAUGAGCAGAUGCAGUGGGCAGCCAGAUGCAAAACAACAAGGGUCGAUGACCUACGCAGAGUCUGUCACAGUUGUUGCUGA